AUGCCCGAUUCCCUUGCCGGCGCGCUGGCCAAGGCCGCGACGGAAGACCUGAGGGGCAGUUGCCUGAGCACGACGGCUCCCCCGCCGCAGUCGAGGCAGCAGGUCGAGGCCGCCCGCAGGGACUACCCGAGGCGCCACGUGCCGAAGCGCGCGGACCCCUUCGACGGCUCGUCCGUCGAGCAGAGCACGCCGAGGCGCAUCAUGGGAUUCGGCCUCGGCUUCGAGAAGAUAUUCGCCACAACCUCCCUGAAACUUCCGGGAACUGCGACGCUGCUGUACGCCGAGAUGGUCACGCCCCACGACGGCAAGGCGUCCAGCAGGUGCUUCAACGGCCUCGACACGGUUUUCGACCUGAAGAAGUGGGUGUUCGAGCAGCUGCAGAUACCGGCAAGCGCGUACACGUUGACCUAUGCAGAACCUGGCAAGAUAGGACUGGAGGACGAGAUGCGGCUUUUGACGACUCAGGAUUCGCUGGACACCAGAACGUUCGCAACUACCAGGGCCAUGCACUUCACCCAGGCACAAAUGGCUGUCAGUGGCUUGCACUCGAUCGGCGACAUCGGCGUUACCAGGCUAUACGUUCGUUUGCGGUGCCGGGCGUGCGGGGAGCUCAAGACCCCGUGCCAAACUUGCCAGAAGAAGAAGGCGUUCGGGCACAUACAACCCAAGCCGGAGGAAGACGUGGCAGCUGCUCCCGCGGCAAUAGGGGGCGGCAGCGCGGCGAACAAGAUCCAGGGGUCCUCCAACCCCAGCGGGCGGCGCAUGAGCGCCAGCCUCAAGGGGGCGGCGAACGCCGUCCAGCAAGUGGCGACGACCACGGCCGGCGUGCCCGGGCUCGACCCGCAGAUCGAGGACCGCUGGCAUAGGCCCGACGAGUGCAAGAACUGCCUCUACCACGCGCGGGGCUACGACAUGCACCUCGGCGCUCGGGCCCGCGGGGGGAGCGGGGAGCUCGCGCGGAUCUUCCUGUCGGUCGACCAGGAUCGCCUUCCAAGAAGCUCAACUUGGGAACUCAGUCGCUGUCAGCGAGGAGGCCACCUAGAGUAA
Molecule: messenger RNA, 1047 nt
Organism: Prorocentrum cordatum
Lineage: Eukaryota; Dinophyceae; Prorocentrales; Prorocentraceae
Source: the annotation of a GenBank genome assembly